GCAGCUCAGGCUCAGUGCGCGGUGGCGGCGGCGGUGGCGGCCUCGCGGGCAGCUGGCGCCGCGCGGUCCUGCUCUGUGGGGCUCACGGGCGCCCCGGCGGGCCGACGGCCGGAGGGACCGGGCGGGAGCUGGGCCCGCUGACCCCGAGCCGGAGCGGGAGCCGAGCGUAGUGAGCCGGGCUCGGGCGCCCGCCAGCCUCUCGAGCGGCUCCCGCCUCCCGCCUCUCGCUGGUGCCCGCGCGGGGCCGUGGGGGGCAGCAUGCCCGCGAGCACUGCCUGAGGACGCCGCGGCCCCCGCCCCCGCCAUGGGCGCCCCUGCCCGCGCCCUCGCGCUCUGCGUGGUCGUGGCCAUCGUGGCUGGCGCCUCCUCGGAGUCCUUGGGCCCGGAGCAGCGCGUCGUGGGGCGAGCGGCAGAGGUCCCAGGCCUGGAGCCCGGCCAGCAGGAGCAGUUGGUCUUCGGCAGCGGGGACGCGGUGGAGCUGAGCUGUCCCCCGCCCAGGGGUGGUCCUGUGGGGCCCACGGUCUGGGUCAAGGAUGGCGCAGGGCUGGUGCCCUCGGACCGCAUCCUGGUGGGGCCCCAGCGCCUGCUGGUGCUGAACGCCUCACAGGAGGACUCUGGGGCCUACAGCUGCCAGCAGCGCCUCACACAGAACGUGCUGUGCCGCUUCAGCGUGCGGGUGGCAGACGUUCCAUCUUCAGGAGAUGAUGAAGACGGGGAGGAUGAGGCUGAGGACACAGGUGCGGACACAGCAGGGGCCCCUUAUUGGACCCGGCCCGAGCGGAUGGACAAGAAGCUGCUGGCCGUACCGGCUGCCAACACUGUCCGCUUCCGCUGCCCGGCCGCUGGCAACCCCACUCCCUCCAUCUCUUGGCUGAAGAACGGCAAGGAGUUCCGCGGCGAGCACCGCAUUGGAGGCAUCAAGCUGCGGCACCAGCAGUGGAGCCUGGUCAUGGAGAGCGUGGUGCCCUCGGACCGCGGCAACUACACCUGCGUGGUGGAGAACAAGUUCGGCAGCAUCCGGCAGACGUACACGCUGGACGUGCUGGAGCGCUCCCCGCACCGGCCCAUCCUGCAGGCGGGGCUGCCGGCCAACCAGACGGCGGUGCUGGGCAGCGACGUGGAGUUCCACUGCAAGGUGUACAGCGACGCACAGCCCCACAUCCAGUGGCUCAAGCACGUGGAGGUGAACGGCAGCAAGGUGGGCCCCGACGGCACACCCUACGUCACCGUGCUCAAGUCCUGGAUCAGUGAGAGUGUGGAGGCCGACGUGCGCCUCCGUCUGGCCAAUGUGUCGGAGCGGGACGGGGGCGAGUACGUCUGUCGAGCCACCAAUUUCAUAGGCGUGGCCGAGAAGGCCUUUUGGCUGAGCGUUCGCGGGCCCCGAGCAGCUGAGGAGGAGCUGGCGGAGGCCGACGAGGCGGGCAGUGUGUACGCAGGCAUCCUCAGCUAUGGGGUGGGCUUCUUCCUGUUCAUCCUGGUGGUGGCAGCCGUGACGCUCUGCCGCCUGCGCAGUCCCCCCAAGAAAGGCCUGGGCUCCCCCACCGUCCACAAGAUCUCCCGCUUCCCGCUCAAGCGACAGCGCUGGUGGAAGUCAGAGCGCCCCCCUUCCAGCCCACAGCGACCCCCGGCUGCACCCCCACGCCCUGUCCUCCACGCGGCGCCAACCUGCCCCUGCCGACCCAAGCAGGUGUCCCUGGAGUCCAACGCGUCCAUGAGCUCCAACACGCCGCUGGUGCGGAUCGCAAGGCUGUCCUCGGGGGAGGGCCCAGCGCUGGCCAACGUCUCUGAGCUUGAGCUGCCCGCCGACCCCAAAUGGGAGCUGUCCCGGGCCCGGCUGACCCUGGGCAAGCCCCUCGGGGAGGGCUGCUUUGGCCAGGUGGUCAUGGCGGAGGCCAUCGGCAUCGACAAGGACCGGGCUGCCAAACCCGUCACUGUGGCUGUGAAGAUGCUGAAAGACGAUGCCACUGACAAGGACCUGUCGGACUUGGUGUCGGAGAUGGAGAUGAUGAAGAUGAUUGGGAAGCACAAGAACAUCAUCAACCUGCUGGGCGCCUGCACGCAGGGCGGGCCCCUGUACGUGCUGGUGGAGUACGCCGCCAAGGGCAACCUGCGGGAGUUCCUGCGGGCGCGGCGGCCCCCCGGCCUUGACUACGCCUUUGACACCUGCAAGCCGCCCGAGGAGCAACUCACCUUCAAGGACCUGGUGUCUUGUGCCUACCAGGUGGCCCGGGGCAUGGAGUACCUGGCCUCCCAGAAGUGCAUCCACAGGGACCUGGCCGCCCGCAAUGUGCUGGUGACCGAGGACAACGUGAUGAAGAUCGCCGACUUUGGACUGGCCCGAGACGUGCACAACCUCGACUACUACAAGAAGACCACCAACGGCCGGCUGCCCGUGAAGUGGAUGGCACCUGAGGCCCUGUUUGACCGCGUCUACACCCACCAGAGUGACGUCUGGUCCUUUGGGGUCCUGCUCUGGGAGAUCUUCACACUGGGGGGCUCCCCGUACCCCGGCAUCCCUGUGGAGGAGCUCUUCAAGCUGCUGAAGGAGGGCCACCGCAUGGACAAGCCCGCCAACUGCACGCACGACCUGUACAUGAUCAUGAGGGAGUGCUGGCACGCUGCGCCCUCACAGAGGCCCACCUUCAAGCAGCUGGUGGAGGACCUGGACCGCUUCCUUACUGUGACAUCCACCGACGAGUACCUGGACCUGUCGGCGCCGUUUGAGCAGUACUCUCCCGGUGGCCAGGACACGCCCAGCUCCAGCUCCUCAGGGGACGAUUCCGUGUUCGCCCACGACCUGCUGCCCCCGGCCCCACCUGGCAGUGGGGGCCCGCGGACGUGAAGGGCCGCUGUGGGUCCCCAACAAUGUGAGGGGGUCCCUAGCAGCCCACCCUGCUGCUGGUGCACAGCCACUCCCUGGCACGAGACUCAGUCCAGAGGGACAGACGGCCACACAGAGCUUUGGCCUUUGUGCGCGCGCGAGUGCAUGUGUGUGUGCGCGCCUGUGCGUCUUGUGGCCUCCGGGUGCAGAGGUCCCCUGGGUGUCCCCGCUGCUAUGCAGUGGCCUCCUGACUGGUGCCGCAGCACCAGGGGGCCUUUGACCUGGGGUGACCCAGUGUGGAAUGUAAGUGGGCCCAGCCUGUGGGACCCCCGUGGGGCAGGGAGCCGGGCCUGAUGUGACCCUGGCCUCUGCUCUUGCAUCGUGGAGCAUCACAGGGUGGCUUCCGGCCCUCCCACUCCCAAAGCUGAGCCUGCAGGGAAGCCCCACGUGUUGAGCACCUUGUGCCUGGGGGUGUUAGUGGCACUGCCCCCCACAUCCAGGCUUUCCUCAUUCCCACCCUGCCCCUCAGAGACUGAAAUUACGGGUACCUGGAGGUGGGAGCCUUUACCUUUUAUUUAAAAGGUUUAUUCCAGAAACUAGUGUACAUUUCUAUAAAUAGAUGCUGUGUAUAUGGUAUAUAUACAUACAUAUAUAUAUAAAAUAUAUGGAAGAGAAGGCUGGUACAACGGAGGCCCGAGGCCCUGGGGUCGCAGGAGGCAGACGUGGCCCCGGGCCGUGGCGGAGGCCUCAGGGGUCUCACAUACAAGCAGAGGAGCAGGGCCGUUUCUGGCAUUGGUUUUGUUUUAAAAUUGUACCUGGACCUGUACAUUUGUAAAGCUAUUUAUGGCCCCGGCACCUUGUUCCUAUACCCCAACACUUGUAGCAUUUAUUUAGCCAGCCACAGGGUGGAGAGUUUUAAUUUUUAACUUAUUAACAGCCGAGAAGGUUUAUCCCGCCUAUAGACUGUGCGUCCAGCCUGCCCCAGGCUGGGGGGGGUCCCCUCUGAGUCUUCGAGGUGGUUCAUAGUUGGAGGGGAUGCUGGCGAGGAUAUUUUAUUUCCUUUGUCCUCCUUUUGCAGGAGAAUUAGAUUUCUAUAGGAUUUUUUUUUUUAGGAGAUUUGGUUUUUGGACUUCAAAGCAAGCUGGUAUUUUCUCACAAACUCCUCUAAUUGCUGCGUGUCCCAGGCCGGGAGGCGGUUUCCAGGGAGGGGCCGGCCUUGUGUGCAGGUCAGAUGUUAUUAGAUGUUACAAGUUUAUAUAUAUCUAUAUAUAUAAUUUAUUGAGUUUUUACAAGAUGUAGACUUAACACUUCUUACGCAAUGCUUCUGGAGUUUUAUAGCCCAGACUGCUACCCUUCAGAGCUUGGAGGGGAGCCGUGAAUUCAGUUACUGGGCUGAGUCUGGGCGGCUGUCCCUUGCUUGCCUGCAGGGCCAUGGCUCAGGGUGGUCUCUUCCUGGGGCCCAGUGCAUGGUGGCCAGAGGUGUCACCCAAACUGGCAGGUGUGAUUUUGUUAGCCCAUCGACGAACUUUCCAAAAAAAUAAAGAGACGUCUGGUUCCUAA
Messenger RNA from Callithrix jacchus (white-tufted-ear marmoset), 4381 nucleotides. It is a transcript of the gene FGFR3, whose product is annotated as fibroblast growth factor receptor 3. Gene Ontology annotation, molecular function: fibroblast growth factor receptor activity; ATP binding; fibroblast growth factor binding. Gene Ontology annotation, biological process: positive regulation of cell population proliferation; multicellular organism development; positive regulation of MAPK cascade. Lineage: Eukaryota; Metazoa; Chordata; Mammalia; Primates; Cebidae. The record is from RefSeq and is a predicted model, not a curated record. Gene Ontology annotation, cellular component: plasma membrane; signaling receptor complex.